Drosophila sechellia is the source of this 2702-nucleotide messenger RNA. Its product is annotated as nose resistant to fluoxetine protein 6. Gene Ontology annotation, molecular function: acyltransferase activity, transferring groups other than amino-acyl groups. The transcript is spliced from 10 exons. The record is from RefSeq and is a predicted model, not a curated record. Lineage: Eukaryota; Metazoa; Arthropoda; Insecta; Diptera; Drosophilidae. Bases 1 to 2097 code for a protein of 698 amino acids.
AUGACGAACAACGUGGUAGUAUUUCUACUGUGCGGUAUUGUGAUCAUCAGUGCCGGGAAUCCGAAUAGUGACGAUGUCAUACCGCAGUUUCGGAAUGUCAGGCAACUUAGGUCCUUGGGCAUCGAAUUUUCCGAAUACUUUCGAAAUAUUUCACUGCAAGACUUAGGCGACCUGGAGUCCCAGUUUUCGAGUGAAGAGGAUCAGCUGUGCUUCAGCGACAUGAAGGCGCUGAUGACAGGACUUGGAAGUGCUGAGUACUGGGCGUUGAAGAUGAUCGAUGCCUGGGGCUCCAUUCCAUCGGGUCUACUCGCCGGCAAUUCGUACGACCUGGGAAACUUUGACGAGUGCCUGAACAUCAGAAAGGAGAUCAUCGGCCAGAAGAGAACUAUUCAAGGAAAGUACUGCUUCCUCUCGGUAUCUCCUGCCAAAAUUCUGGGGAUCGAAAGAAACAUCGGUAGCUUCAGAACAGCCACUUGCUUUCCUGCAUCCUGCUCGGCGGUCAACAUGAAUGCGUUUGUGGAUCAACUGAUGAAGAAGUUACUCAAUGUCAGUGUUCCCAGCUCAGCCAUGACAAUCAGCGAAGGCAGCUGCCAGACCAGUGAUAGUGAGCCCUGGGAUGGACUCACCAUAUUUAUGAUAGUUAUUUUAUCCGUAAUGAGUUUCAUAGUGACAUUAUUUACUCUGUGGGACUACUUUCUAGUCAAAGAUCAGGCUCAGCUUCCGGACAUUGUGAAGAUUUUUUCAGCUCGGGCCAAUUCUCGAGCCCUAUUUCGCGUUGUAGAAAGCCAUUCGAAUCCGAAUGUAAUCGACUGCCUUCAUGGAAUUCGCUGCAUGUCCCUGAUUUGGGUGAUAACCUGCCAUCAGUACUCAGUGACUCUUAUUUCGCCACACAUCAAUUUGUUCAGUGCAGCGUUGUGGGUGGAAAAACCAUUUGCCAGUUUUAUUCUGCAUGGUUUCCUAUCCGUGGACUCGUUUCUAGUGAUUGGCGGCUUGUUAGUGGCUCUGAUUCCAUUGCGAUUAAUGGAUAAGACCAAAGGCAAACUUAAUGUGCUAAUGAUGUAUUUACAUCGCCUAAUCCGCAUCGCUCCACUUCUGGCAAUGGCCAUAGUGGUCCACAUGAAGCUGAUGCCCUUGAUAUCAAGUGGACCACUCUUUGUAGGUGGUUACAUAGGAAACGCGGCUUGCAAGACUGGUUGGUAUUGGACUUUGCUGUUCGUGAAUAACUACACAGAUGCCAUGUGCAUAGGUCAAUCCUGGUAUCUGUCGAUGGACAUGCAGCUGUACAUUAUCUCGCCGAUACUGUUGAUCUCCCUCUACAAAUGGGGCAAGAAAGCAGCUGCUGGUAUCUUCAUUCUUAUAAUUUUACUUACCGCCUGUCUAUUUGCCACCCUGAUGGUCAAUGGAUAUACAAUGAUGAUCACGACUGCCUCUCCAGAAGCCAUGCGAGAUGGGUACUAUGCAACCCAUACUCAUGCUACACCCUGGCUGAUAGGAUUCCUCUUCGGAUACUUCCUGCAUCUGAACAGAGGGAAGAAGUUCCAGCUCAGCUGGGUAGCCGUGUGGUCAGGAUGGAUCCUCUGUCUGGCCAUGAUCUUCACAUCGAUCUUUGCCCUGUAUCCGCCGUCCAAGUUGUCUGGACCUGACGCGUCCACCUUGGCGGAGUCUUUAUACUACACUUUAACCAGGGUGGGCUGGGCUUUGGCCCUUUGCUGGGUGAUCUUCGCCUGCAUUCAGGGAUACGGAGGACUUGCCAAUAGUUUCCUCGCCUCUCCGCUAUGGCAACCACUCUCUAGGCUUUCGUAUUCCGUUUUUAUAUGGCACAUGUUCUUCAUGGAGAUGAACGCACGGAUUACCAGAACGAGCACUUACUUCUCGGAUUACGGAAUGAUGCUUAACUUCUGGUCGACCUUAGGGUUCACCUUGCUGUUCUCCUAUGCAUUGCAUCUGCUCAUUGAGGCACCAAUUGGCGGACUUGACAUUUUCCUGAGGCCAAAGGGAAAGAGCCCUCCUAUCGAAAAACAGACAUCUCAUAUUGAUGAUAAGGAGCCUAGGGACCCAGAAAAACUACUGGAACCUACAACUUCAACUGUAGAUUAGUUAAAUAAUAACAUCCAAAUUCUGGUAACUAAGAUAACACAUUUCAUUUGAAUGCACCCAAGAAGGCUUCAAAUCACAAGUGCCUUUUAAAUUCGGAGUAAUCUUCAACUUAAUGAAUCUAUUUUUAAUCAAGUAUAUUAUCACAUUGUGAUCGUCACUUGAAUAGUUUACUUACUUACUUGACUUGUUUAAUCUCAUUGAGUGGCCGACUGGAAAUUAUUAGUGUUUUUGUUAUUCUUUUUUUUUAUUAAAUGUAGAUAGACUUAGAAAUAGUUGCCGGUAUCAACUUGGUUGCCAUGUAUUUCCUAGUUCUUAUUUCAAAUAACAAAGUCAAACUAUUUCUGAAAGGGUAUUUCAAAGUCGUGUUGGCUUUGCUCGAACAGUCACAUCAACUUUUUGGGGUCGAGGCUCGAAAUCCGUCGCAUUUUUGCGGCUCAACGCAAAUAUAAUAAUAAAUUUUGCAUAUUGCCGUGGCUAUUAUUUUUCAUAAAUGAAACUGUUGUCAAUGGCUGGGCCGCAUUCACCGCCUACUGAUGUCCUUUAAUGGUUAUUUUUGUUGUUGUCUAUGCCUUUGUUGGUCCUGUUUUUAUGCGCAUCCUGUUGCC